GGAACAGUCUAGAAGGGAAAGGGCAAUGUUCUAGUGUAGUUUACAUGUCACACUUUCAUUAGUGCGAUCCUUUUGUGAUAUUUGGCGAAACAAUCGACUUCACGACCUGAAAAGCUUGGGACUGAAUAUAUAUUUGUGUUUCUGUUCUUUAGCUGCCGUGGGGUAAACAUUUUCCCUCCACGCGAUAGAUUGAUAGAUUUUUCUAUACAGUCGACAGUAUAAUAAUUCGUUUCCAAAAUGACUUGGUCCAUAAGCAGUUGUUUCAUUACUCUGGUCGUUCUGUUCCUCUGGCGGGUGGAAGACAUCGCAGAAGCUUGCAGUUGCUCCCCUGCGCAUCCUCAACAGGCUUUUUGCAAUGCAGACGUCGUGAUCAGGGCCAAGGUGGUUGGAAAGAAAGUGGUUGAGGCUGGUAAUGACGUCUAUGGCAACACCAUCAAGAGGAUCAAGUACGACAUCAAACAGAUCAAGAUGUUUAAAGGUCCUGACCGGGAUAUCGACGCCAUCUUCACUGCACCCUCCUCAGCCGUUUGUGGCGUUACUCUGGAAACCAACGGCAACAAGGAGUAUCUCUUCACAGGCAAGCUGGAGACUGAUGGAACCAUGCAUGUAACACUGUGUGACUUUAUUGAGUCUUGGGAGGCCAUGAGUGCCACACAAAAGAAGAGUUUGACUCAACGCUAUGAGAGUGGCUGCAAGUGCAAGAUCAUCCGCUGCACUUCCAUCCCCUGUACGAUCAGCGCCCCAGAGGAGUGUCUGUGGACGGACUGGGUGAUGGAAAAGAGCCACAGCGGUCCCCAGGCCCAACACUUUGCCUGUAUCAAUAGGAGCGAUGGGUCCUGUGCCUGGUACAGGGGGAUAGCACCACCCAAGAAGGAGUUCCUGGAUAUUGAAGACCCCUAAACUCUUCAGGCCAUCCACCUACUGUUCAGAGUGACUAAAGAUGUCUGCAAUUAAUACAUGGAAAAAACAAAAGUACACAAAGCUACAAAUCCAAAUAAUUAUGAUUAAAUGAAUCAGUGAAGUAGUUAAUAUCAAUGAAUUACAAGACCCAUAUUGACUUGUCCAGUUGUGAUGUCACAUAGAGAGGUCAGGUGACAGGUUGCAGGAAAUAGUCCGUAUGCAAGAGAGCAACAAUCUGGAGAAAACAGCACUUUCUGACCCCCUCACCGCUCUAAAAGCGCUUACUGGUCACUUCUUGUACAAGUGCAAUAAAAAUAAACUACAAAUCAAA
This is a messenger RNA of Oncorhynchus mykiss (rainbow trout), 1231 nucleotides long. Its product is annotated as tissue inhibitor of metalloproteinase 2. The record is from RefSeq and is marked provisional. Lineage: Eukaryota; Metazoa; Chordata; Actinopteri; Salmoniformes; Salmonidae. Gene Ontology annotation, cellular component: extracellular matrix. Gene Ontology annotation, biological process: negative regulation of endopeptidase activity; response to cytokine; response to hormone. Gene Ontology annotation, molecular function: metalloendopeptidase inhibitor activity; protease binding.